CUCGCGUGAGCUUUCUUCUUGUCUCUCGGGCACCGUAGUUCUCAAGGAAGGCAGGCACGGAGCAGAGCCGCCGGCAGCGAGUGACGCAGAGGACGAGCACGAAAGAUACCUCCGAGACUUGAUGGUACAGCAGCACAAGAGGCAGUUGAAUUUGGAACCAGCAGGUAGCAAACCGUUGGCAUCUCUUCAGCAUAGUACGCAUACCAAGACCGCAUCAAACAAGGCAAAACCAAGUCCCGUCCCGGCGCCGCCUCGUCUAACACAUGCAGACUACAAGGAGCUCGAAGACCUUCGUAAUUUUGGUUAUAACUGCACUGCCACUGGCACUGCCUCUACUAGUACAACCACUUCUUCUACAACUAGUACACCGGCUUUAUUGGUCGGAGCUGCAGGCGCGGGAGGUGCGCGAGACCGAACCAGCAAUCAUGAAAGAGGCGGCAAGCAGUUCGAGGGAGACCAGCUGCUCGGCCAGUUCGACGGUACACAGCGGUCGUCUCCGUUGCAGCCAACACAACCGAUCGAUCGCUAGUGAUCUGCGAAAUUUCAUGUCCACAUUGAGCGGCUCUAGCGCACGAACAGCAAGAACCCAAAGCAGCAACGCUUCUCGCGGUGCAGCUGCGUGUGUGACGAAAGAAGUAGUAAGAACUCAACAAGUAGAAGAUGACUUGCGGAUAUCAGACGACGAAGCAGCAGGAGCGGCAGCACGUGCACGAGGUGGACCUCCAAGGUAUGCGAACGAUCUCAGAGAAUCCUAUUUUGCCGCAGAUGGGGCGGCGCAACAAGGAC
This is a messenger RNA of Amoebophrya sp. A120, 786 nucleotides long. The record is from the annotation of a GenBank genome assembly. Lineage: Eukaryota; Dinophyceae; Syndiniales; Amoebophryaceae.